Molecule: messenger RNA, 610 nt
Organism: Mus musculus (house mouse)
Lineage: Eukaryota; Metazoa; Chordata; Mammalia; Rodentia; Muridae
Gene: Hbb-bh1
Product: hemoglobin Z, beta-like embryonic chain
Exons: 3
Coding region: 53-496 (147 amino acids)
Biological process (GO): oxygen transport
Cellular component (GO): hemoglobin complex
Molecular function (GO): heme binding; oxygen binding
Source: RefSeq, marked validated
ACACUUGCUUUUGCACACUUGAGAUCAUCUCCAAGCUUCUAUACCUCACACCAUGGUUCACUUCACAGCUGAGGAGAAGGCAGCUAUCACAAGCAUCUGGGAUAAAGUGGACUUGGAAAAAGUUGGAGGAGAAACUCUGGGAAGGCUCCUGAUUGUUUACCCAUGGACUCAGAGAUUCUUUGACAAGUUUGGAAACCUCUCUUCUGCCCUGGCCAUCAUGGGAAACCCCCGGAUUAGAGCCCAUGGCAAGAAAGUGCUGACAUCCUUGGGCUUGGGGGUUAAGAACAUGGACAACCUCAAGGAGACCUUUGCUCAUCUCAGUGAGCUGCACUGUGACAAGCUUCAUGUGGAUCCUGAGAACUUCAAGCUCCUGGGCAACAUGUUGGUGAUUGUCCUUUCUACUCAUUUUGCCAAGGAAUUCACCCCAGAGGUGCAGGCUGCCUGGCAGAAGCUGGUGAUUGGAGUGGCCAAUGCUCUGUCCCACAAGUACCAUUAAACUCCAUUCCAGUACACUGGCAAUCCCAUGUGUCUAUGAUGCCCUCUUUGAGUCCAUGGGGACUGCAUUGAGAGCACAAAUUUUGUUUAAUAAAAUUGAUUCUUAAUAACAUUG